AUGGCUCCCAAGGGAAAACCUGCAGCUGACAAGAAGAAGGCAGAACCUCCACCACCACCGCCGCCGCCGCCGCCGCCGCCACCCCCUCCAGAUUAUCAGAUGAUCACUGAACCAAAACAUCAUCUUGAAGACCCACUGAUCAGGCUCCGGACCACAAUGGCCACCUCGCUCAGACGUCCUAAACUCAAUUAUGAAAAUGCCAUAAAGGUAUCACAGCAUGUAACGACACUGCCGGAAAAGUUAGAAGGAGCUCAAAAGGACUAUGCGGAGCGGAAAAAAAAGUACCAAUCUUUCUUCAGACAGCCUCCUCCUAAGAAAGGUACAUCUUCCAGAUCUGCUGGCAACUGGGAAACUUUUGGGGGGAGUCUCUACUACAUUUCGAAAGGGAAAAAGACCUGGUACGAUGCUGAGAACUUCUGCAUGUCCAGAGAUGCCCACUUGGCCUCCAUCCUAAGUGACGAAGAACAGAACUACAUCACCUCUCAGCUCAGUCAUCCUGCCUGGAUUGGCCUUACAGAUGAAACUGAGGAAGGCAAUUGGGAAUGGACAGAUGGCUCCAGAUUAAUAAAACAGUAUUGGUCUGAUGGUAAGCCCACCCGCUCAGAACGCCACGGAGAAGUGGAGCAUGACUGCACCUCCAUCAUGCCUUCAUCUAAAGGAUAUAAUUGGAAAGAUGCCUACUGCCAUGAACUUCACAGAUGGGUUUGUAAAGAGAUCCUAGAUGUCAAAGAACCAUAA
Rhineura floridana is the source of this 738-nucleotide messenger RNA. RefSeq names its product CD209 antigen-like protein C. NCBI's taxonomy places the organism in Eukaryota, Metazoa, Chordata, Lepidosauria, Squamata, Rhineuridae. The record is from RefSeq and is a predicted model, not a curated record. The transcript has 6 exons. Bases 1 to 738 code for a protein of 245 amino acids.